ACCACCACCACCACCACCACCACCACCACCACCACCACCACUACAAUCACAACCACCACCACAACCAGAACCGAUGACAACUCACUCGUCAUCGCCACCACAGCGCCUGGAGCUCCCCUUGAUGCCCAUGGAGGGCCCAUCUACAACAGCAUCAGGUUUGAACGACGUCGUUGCCCGUGGUCAAGGCUGGAUUCCAGGACGGUGGACUUACUGAAAUCCCUCGCUCCCACCCCACUUGUCAUCGACAAGGCCAUCGCUGGCGUGGGCAAGCUACGUGUAGAAUUCAACUACACGUGUGCUCAGAUGAUGCUUGCCAGCGGUUACAGAGUGGAGUUGAAGGUCGACAACGGCACAUCGGUCGAUGACUUCGACUAUUGGUUGUGGUAUUUCAUCGAUACCUACCUCGAUGAGUUUGACGACGCGGCGGCCACGGCCAUUAACGCCGGGAUCCCUCGGAUGGAGGCUAGAAGGAGUCCAGACGAGUUAUGGGGGGAGGUCGCCGACUUGUUAUUGGAAGGCCUAAAGGACGUUAAGAUGCCCUGAGCAUGGGGAGGGCAUCAUGCCAAAUACUUGGCUUUGGUUUACAUGGCGACGGAGUUCAACUUGUUAUUAUUGUGGUUGAACUGUUCAAUACAGCCGGGGAGGUCACCAGCACAAACUACAGAUCCUGGGCAGUGGCAUGAAAAUUUGCCCAUGAUGGGCGCCAGGCCCUCAAAGGGCUUGCACAUUAGGUAGACGCGCGAUGCACAUAACAUGCAGUGUUUACAGACUUUUUGUUUUCCUUUGGCUGCGUACUUCGAACCACGUGGAAUGAAAGACUAAUUACUACUGACAGAGUCAUGGAUCUUGACAGGAAUGGUGCGUGUAGCUGGUUCCUCUGUCUCGCCCAGAGUUGUAAGGACCUG
Messenger RNA from Exophiala viscosa, 905 nucleotides. RefSeq lists its product as uncharacterized. Lineage: Eukaryota; Fungi; Ascomycota; Eurotiomycetes; Chaetothyriales; Herpotrichiellaceae. The transcript has a single exon. The record is from RefSeq and is a predicted model, not a curated record. The annotation marks the transcript as partial.